ACAGAAGAAGACGAGCUAACGGUUGAAGGGUCUCACUGAGGUAAUCCUUUCUAUUUGAAAAGAUUUCUGACAGGACUAUAUAACAACAGAUUGGAUGGAUUUAAAAAUAAAGCUUGUUUUUGUAUAUAUUUGAGGAUGUUCACUGCAUUCUGCUUUAAACCCUGAGAAACACAACCCUUCAGACCUCCUAAUAAGACCUUAAAAUGGAGUCAGCAGACGUUUGGCCAUGUUGUUCAAGAAAGGCUCCAGACACUUCUGCUCCUGUUGGCUCACAGGUUUGCUGUAGUGUACGAACGGAAACUUGUACAGUGUCUGGGGGAGAGACAUCAGGUUCUGUGGGACAUGUCCCGGACCUUCAGAAAGAUAUAAAAAAGGAAGAACCUGAAUAUGAAGAGUACGUUUGUGAAACCACGACAGGCUCUGUGGGACACAUCACGCCUGUGUGUCAACACACACAUGUAAAAAAGGAAGAAGCUGAAGAAGAAGACUAUCUCUGUGAUGGAACAUCAAACUCUGUGGAAAACAUAGUCCAACUGAACGGAGGAUUUCAUGUAAAAGAGGAAGAGUCUGAGGAUGAAGACUACCUCCAUACAAUGGAAAUGAACACUGCCCAGUUAGAAGUCUUGUCCUGCUCCUGGUGUUCACUUUCUAGUACGUCCCAAAAUUACCUCCACAAACACAUCAGAAGAUGCCACUAUGAGGAAUAUGAGAAGUUAAAAUCAGGAGAGAUAAAAUAUGAGAAUCCGAUGCCCAUAAUAAGCACCAGUAUUCAGCAAACAGUCUCUGGUAAUACCUCUGAUCAGCGAAUGAAGAAAGAAGUCUAUCCCUGCUCAGAGUGUGGGAAGAGUUUUGCUGACCGGAGUAAUCUCAGACGACACCAGUACAUUCACACAGGGGUGAAGCCACAUCACUGCUCAUGGUGUGGAAAGUGUUUUAUUCAAAGGAGAGAUCUCAAAGAACACCAGGUCAUUCACACCAGAGAGAAGCCGUAUCACUGCUCACAGUGUGGGAAGAGUUUUUCACGACAGCGUGACCUCCAAAUACACCGACGCGUUCACACAGGAGAAAAGUUGUAUAACUGCUCAGAGUGUUCAAAAAGUUUUAAUCGACAGAGUAAUCUCAUACAACACCAGAUCAUUCACACCGGAGAGAAGCCGUAUCACUGCUCACAGUGUGGGAAGGGUUUUACUCGACAGAGUAAUCUCAUACAACACCAGGUCAUCCACACAGGAGAGAAGCCGUAUCAGUGCUCACAGUGUGGGAAGAGUUUUAUUCACCAAAGUUAUCUCCAACGACACCAGUGUGUUCACAUGGGAGACAAGCCGUAUCACUGCUCACAAUGUGAAAAGAGUUUUACUCGACAGAUUGAUGUCCAGCGACACCAGCGUAUCCACACAGGAGAAAAGCCAUAUCAGUGCUCACAGUGUGGGAAGAGCUUUACUCGACAGAGUACUCUUAAAUCACACUGGCGCAUUCACACAGGACAGAAGCCAUAUGACUGCUCGGAGUGUGGGAACAGUUUUACUCGACAUAGUGAUCUCCAGCGACACCAACGUGUUCACACAGGAGAGAAACCAUAUUGCUGCUUACAGUGUGGGAAGAGUUUUACUCGACAUAGUACGCUCGAAGCACACCAGAUCAUUCACACAGGACAGAAGUAUGGAGUUAAAAUCAUGCCAUUAGAAAUUUGAAUGUUAUUAAUGAAUUUUACACUGAUCACGUGUGACAAAUGGAUUAAAAUUUUGUCAAAUGCA
This is a messenger RNA of Pangasianodon hypophthalmus (striped catfish), 1754 nucleotides long. Its product is annotated as zinc finger protein 16. Gene Ontology annotation, cellular component: nucleus. The record is from RefSeq and is a predicted model, not a curated record. Gene Ontology annotation, biological process: regulation of transcription by RNA polymerase II. Gene Ontology annotation, molecular function: RNA polymerase II cis-regulatory region sequence-specific DNA binding; DNA-binding transcription factor activity, RNA polymerase II-specific. The transcript is spliced from 6 exons. Lineage: Eukaryota; Metazoa; Chordata; Actinopteri; Siluriformes; Pangasiidae. The coding region runs from base 204 to 1691 and encodes 495 amino acids.